This is a messenger RNA of Frankliniella occidentalis (western flower thrips), 3512 nucleotides long. It is a transcript of the gene Mo25, whose product is annotated as protein Mo25. Gene Ontology annotation, biological process: intracellular signal transduction. Bases 198 to 1208 code for a protein of 336 amino acids. Gene Ontology annotation, molecular function: protein serine/threonine kinase activator activity. Lineage: Eukaryota; Metazoa; Arthropoda; Insecta; Thysanoptera; Thripidae. The record is from RefSeq and is a predicted model, not a curated record. The transcript has 8 exons.
CAGCGCUGGCAGCCACUAGCCGUACUGACGAGGCUGGCAGCCCAAAGACUGGUAGUUACUUGUGAUGGUCGAGGACAGAUUGUUGUCUUUUGAACUUGAAAAACACAGCUGAGACGGCUGUUGAAUGCUUAUGACCCAAUGAUUGAAUCUUUCAGUUGCGUUUCAAACCUUUACUUCUGAAAGACAACAUCUUCAACAUGCCGCUCUUUGGAAAAUCUCAAAAAAGCCCUGCGGAAGUGGUGAAGGCACUCAAGGAGGCUGUUAGUGCUCUUGAACGAGGUGACAAAAAAGCAGAAAAGGCACAAGAGGAUGUCAGCAAAAACUUAGUCCUCAUGAAGAAUAUGCUGUAUGGUACGUCAGAUGCAGAACCCCAGACAGACAUCAUGGUAGCGCAGCUUGCUCAGGAGCUUUACAACUCAAAUCUUCUACUACUUCUCAUUCAAAAUUUGAACCGCAUCGACUUUGAAGGUAAAAAGGAUGUUGCACAAGUAUUCAACAACAUUCUUCGCCGCCAAAUUGGCACCCGAUCCCCCACUGUGGAGUAUAUUUGCACCAAACCAGAUAUACUCUUCACCUUAAUGAGAGGCUACGAGCAACAAGAAAUAGCUCUGAACUGUGGAACAAUGUUGCGUGAAUGUGCACGUUAUGAAGCCUUGGCCAAAAUUAUGCUGUAUUCGGAUGACUUCUUCAACUUUUUUAGAUAUGUUGAAGUUUCUACUUUUGAUAUUGCGUCAGAUGCAUUUUCCACAUUUAAGGAGCUUCUUACACGCCACAAGAUGCUUUGUGCCGAGUUCCUGGAAUUAAAUUAUGACAAAGUGUUCUCACACUACCAACGUCUCCUGAAUUCUGAAAAUUAUGUGACUCGGCGUCAGUCCCUUAAGCUGCUUGGAGAGUUACUUCUUGACAGGCACAAUUUCACUGUGAUGACUAGGUAUAUUUCAAAUCCUGAUAAUUUGAAACUCAUGAUGAACAUGUUAAAAGAAAAGUCUCGAAACAUUCAGUUUGAAGCCUUCCAUGUUUUUAAGGUAUUUGUAGCAAAUCCCAACAAACCAAAACCUAUUUUGGAAAUUCUUCUCCGCAAUCAAGAUAAACUUGUGGAAUUCCUCACACGCUUCCAUACUGAUCGCUCUGAGGAUGAGCAAUUUAAUGAUGAGAAGGCAUACCUCAUCAAGCAAAUUAAAGAACUGAAACCUCUGCCAGAUCAUUAGUUGCAGGAGCACUGCCUGUAUAGAUCCCAUUACUACUGCAGCACAUUCUUAUGGAAAAUUUCAUCACCAGCAUUUUGCACACUGAGUGAAGAGAGACUCUUACAACAGGUAUAAAUAUGAAUGUAUAUCGGUUUUAAUGAUUUAAUCUAUGGCAGCUAACUGAUUUGAACGGAGCUUACUUUUACUAUCUAGAAAUUAAUUAUGAAAAUUUUAAGGCGAAUUUCAGGGUGUCUUUUCAAAUGUAAGGGUAUAUAACUAGGAGUAACUGAAAGUGUGUGUAUUUAAGAUUCACCACCUUUGUAGAGGUGCUUUUGUCUUUGGUAUCUCUGGUUAUCCCGUUGUUCAACAGGGUUACAAAAAAAAUUGGCAUCCAUUCCUGGCGGGCUAUAAUACUUUCAAGCUAAUAAAUUUUUUAAUCUAAAUGAUUCAGGUUUUCUAAUCUUACUCGGCACACAUGUGUCUUGUAGGCAAUUUUAAUUCUGCCUCGUAAUUUGUCUAUUUUCUUGCUCCCACAACUUUCUUAGUUAAUCUGACAAUAAUCUAAUGAAGUUAUCUUGUAAAUUUGAUGUUUUAAUUUUACCCUGUAAUGCAAAUCAACUGAUGUUGUUACAUCUAGAACACUUUCUCUCUCUUUCUCUCUGUGCAUUUUGUUCUAUUUUAUUGUUUGCAUCCUAGUUAGGUUUACGUAGAUCAGAAGAGUAACAGAAUUAUUGUUGGUAAUCAAUGCCUGGCGCUGGCGCUAUUAUUCUAUCGAUUUUUCUGUAUUUCGACAUGCAUCAAAGGGUUUGGGCAGAUUACUGACUUUUCAAUAGUUUGUAAUUUAAGUAUUUGGAAAGUGAGAGGGAUAAAAAUUCAAUAGAACAUGUGUAUCUAAUUACAAUGAAUGAUUGGCUGCUAGACCCUAUCUAGGCCUGCUAUCUAUCUUAAAAGAAGCAAAUAAAUCAACGUGUUAAUAGCAAUAGGUACCAAAACAUUUUCUCUCAUAUAAGGUUGAUUUACCCAAUAUUAGAAUUAUUCUAUGCUAUCUUGUUAAGUUGCACUGUGGUCGAAUGUGUUCCUAAUCAGGCAUAUUUUGUCUAUCAGCAAGAGAAGUUGUGUAGCUUAUUUCUUGGCUAAAAUUGAAGAUGAGACAAUUUCAUUUGUAUGAUGGAAUUACUGGACAUGAUACCAUGGGAUUUUAUUUUUGAGGGCUUAGAUCAAACCAAUGACUAAAUCUUAUAUAUUCUGAUAGAUAAUGUUCUUUGGAUAAAACUAGUGAAAAGAAAGCUAUUUUCCUAGAUGUUACUGUUUUAGAAUAAGAGAGCUGCAGACUACACGCUCUUGGUGCCUGCCAGUGGUGGUUUGUGGCCCAGACUUUGCUUUCAAAUUUAUUAUUCCCUUGUCCAAAUUCCUCUAAAUCAGAAUUUUUCCAAUCUAUGGUUUUUGAGUGUGCAAGGAAAGUAUUAUCAUAAUUUCAUGAAAGUAUAGUCAAAUAAUGUAAUUCUCUUCUAGUUUUCAUGUGUGUGUAACUUAUGUCCUUCUGAGGCUAGAAUGGCAUAUGAAACAUGUGUAUCUUCUGUUAUGUGGGAAGUAUAUCAGGGUUGCUACAAGUAUAGAUGCUGUAGUUGUAGCAACUCUGUAUAUUUGAUCUAGUGGACAAUUUAGAGAAGCCUUAAGACAAUUCAGUAAUCACAAAGUAACAUCUGGCUCCUUUGUAUUAUUUUUGGCCUCUGAAAAUUUCUGAUUGUGGGCACAGAAAAGACCAUGUUACAAAGUAAUCUUGAUGCAGCAUCAACAAUUAGACUGGAAUGAAUGUUUUGUGAUAACCUACCUUGAAUGCAUUCAUUGUUACAGCAGUUUACAAUCAAGUUCUCUUGAAUUCAAGCUUAGCUUUCUAGUUGAAAUGGCUGUUUUGAAUCUGUAUUGUGUACUGCAUACAGGACCAUCCUUCCUGAAGAUCUAACAGCCUCAGUUGUUCAGUAUUGAAACCUCAAUUUUCAAUUUCAAUUUAUUACCUUACAUACUCCAGUUAAUUUAAAUUCUGCAGUCUAGAGUGUGGGGUAAAAUAUUUCUGCUUGUGAGUUGUCAACCUUCAUGUUUGACUGUUCUAUAUUUCAUUCUUGGGUGGAAACAUUUAUCAACUUCAGUGUUUGAGUUCAAGUGAUUGAUUGAAACCAGGAAUAAGUCUUUGUCAAAUAGGCUCAAGUGUGAGAUUUAGCACUGUAUGUGGAGCUAGACUGCAUUGCUUGUUUUAAAAUGUAAAUACUGUUAUCAUUUUUUUUAUUUUAACUGUAAUGUAUUGUAUAAAUGAAUUAAUUUUGAAAA